AUGUCCAAUCAUUCAGUUUUUGAUAAACCUCUACAAGAUAUUGGUGAAGAAAUUAAAACGGAACAAGAAUUACAUCCAGAAACAGAUUUAAUGGUUAAAGAAGAAAUACGAGAAGAAAAUGUUUCAGUGGAUCUUCAACGAAUUCAAAAUGAAGACAAACUUUUAUCAGAUGAAACAGAUAAAAUAUUAUCCACGGAAAUCAGUUCGGUUGACCAUAAACGAAAUCUAAACCGGGGAAAGCAUAAAAAAUUGUCAAAGACAUGUAAUUUACGUGAACAUAAACUUCUUCAUGUUAAAGAAAACAGUUUUUCGUGUGAUUUGUGCGGUAAAAAGUUUACUCGACAAAGUAGUUUAACGCAACAUAAACGAAAACAACACGCCCAAACUAAUUCAUCCGAUAUUCAAGAUAAUAAACAAGCUGAAAUAAACGAGAUUGAAAAACAAUUUCAUAUUGAUAUAAAACUCAAAGAAGAAGCACCGGAUGAAAGUGUUCACUUGGAAGAAAUCGAUGAAAAGAAUUUUUCUUACGAGUCGGAUGACAAUAUUUCAGUGAAAAAGGAAGAAAUUAGUGAGGAAAAAAAUAAAUCUUACGAGUUAAAAGAAAAUAUUUCAGUGAGUGAAAUAAGUGCAGUGAAUUCAAAAGAAAAACCAUUUUCAUGUAAUUUUUGUGAGAACAAAUAUCCAACAAAAUUUCAUUUGGAUCAACAUAAGCGAAAACAUACCGGAGAAAAACCCUUCUCAUGUGAGAUAUGUAGUAAAUUGUUUCAUUCGAAAGCAAAUUUAGUUAAACAUCGUUUAAUUCACACCGAAAAGGAUAAAUCAUAUUCCUGUGAAGUUUGUAAUAAAAGUUUUAGCCAACAACGUUAUUUGCACCAACAUAAACGAGUUCAUUUGAUUGGGAAAAAUUUUUCGUGUGAUAUUUGUGGAAAAUCAUUCGGUAUCAAGAGUUGUUUGGUCAACCAUCAACGAACUCAUACCGGAGAAAGACCAUUCGCAUGUGAUAUUUGUGAUAAACGAUUUUCCCGGCAGUGUCAUUUACGUCGACAUAAACGAGCUCAUACUGGUGAAAAACCUUAUCCAUGUGAUAUUUGUGGUAAACGAUUUACAACCAGAGACAUUUUAAAAGUGCAUAAACAAAAUCAUACCGGGGAAAAACCGUUUUCAUGUGAAGUUUGUGGAAAAUCAUUUCAAGCAAAAUCAAAUCUACUUACCCAUCAAAAAAUUCAUACCGAAAAAGAAAAAUCAUAUUUCUGUGAUGUUUGUAAUAAAAGUUUUAGCCAACAACGUUAUUUAAACGAACAUAAACGAACUCAUUCGACGGAAAAGAAUUUUUCUUGUGAUAUUUGUGGUAAAACUUAUGGUGGUAGAACGUGUUUGGUUCGACAUUUACGAACUCAUGCUGCUGUUAAACCACUUGCACAGAAAAUUAAUAAAAGAAAUCGUACCGAUGGAAAACGAUUUUCAUGUGAUAUUUGUGAGAAAUCAUUUAAUCGGAGAAAAUUAUUAGUCGUACAUCAACAAAAAAGUCACAAUAGUGAUAAAAUUUUUCCUGUUGAUAGUUUUGUGUUUAAUCUUCCAUUAAGCGCACCUGAUUUAACAGGCACAACGCGGAUUUUCUAA
This is a messenger RNA of Chrysoperla carnea, 1620 nucleotides long. Its product is annotated as zinc finger protein OZF-like. Lineage: Eukaryota; Metazoa; Arthropoda; Insecta; Neuroptera; Chrysopidae. The record is from RefSeq and is a predicted model, not a curated record. Bases 1 to 1620 code for a protein of 539 amino acids. The transcript is spliced from 2 exons.